Stereum hirsutum FP-91666 SS1 is the source of this 1585-nucleotide messenger RNA. RefSeq names its product amidohydrolase. Bases 23 to 1462 code for a protein of 479 amino acids. Gene Ontology annotation, molecular function: dipeptidase activity. The transcript is spliced from 14 exons. The record is from RefSeq and is a predicted model, not a curated record. Lineage: Eukaryota; Fungi; Basidiomycota; Agaricomycetes; Russulales; Stereaceae.
CUCCAUUACUCUCACACUUACGAUGCCUAACGUUCCAGGUUGCUUUGCCGGUUUAUUUCGUCGUCAUCGACAUCCACAGACCGUGGCAGGACCCAGUAAAGAACCACACUCGUCCUUCGAGAAAUCGCUACCCCAAGGAGGUUAUUCCGCAUGCUGGAGUAACUCGCCACAGUCGGACGAAUUUUAUGACGGCCAUCUUCCUCCAUAUUCUCAGAACCAUCCUAGUGAUAUUUUCAGACCCGAGGUUAUGCAGACUAUCGAGGACAAGUUAGACGAGCUUGAUUCAGAACUCAGGGAGCUCAGCUUGAAGAUUCACGACCACCCUGAGCUGAUGUUCCAAGAAAGAUACGCUCACGACACACUUUCGUCUUACAUGGAGUCUCAAGGCUUCCAUGUCACACCUCACUAUCUGGGGCUUGAGACCGCUUGGCGCGCCCAAUUCUCUUUCGGGCAAGGCGGACGGACUAUCGGCGUCAACUCUGAGAUGGACGCUCUUCCAUGUGGCGAUACCAAAGGAGCCAGUCAUUCCUGCGGGCACAACCUCAUAGCCGUAGCCGGUGUCGGAGUUGCAGUUGCAUUGAAGCGCGCUCUUGAAGUUCAUAACACCACAGGAACAGUCGUUCUUCUAGGGACUCCAGCCGAGGAAGGUGGAGGUGGAAAGGAAAUUUUGCUCCAGCGGGGCGCAUACAAACAUAUGGAUGCGUGUGUAAUGUGCCAUCCUAUAGGAAACCCUCUCUCACAGAAGCAACACCUUCUCAUCGGAUCAUCAUUGUCCUUACAGUACAUCGAAGUGGAAUAUUUUGGUCAUUCAGCACACGCAGGCCUAGCUCCGUGGGAAGGCACCAAUGCUCUUGACGCAGCGUUUUCUGCGUACUCAAAUAUCGCAGUCCUUCGGCAGCAGAUAAAGCCUGACUGUCGUGUUACCGGAGUCAUUCAGGGAAAGGACAAUGGCUGGGUACCUAACAUCAUACCCGACUAUGCCAAGAUGAUAUGGAUCAUUCGUGCUCCAACCCCCUCUGAACUCUCGCAACUAAGAGAGAGAGUUGUGAAUUGCCUUCAAGCGGGCGCGCUUGCAACUGGAUGCAAAAUUCAGAUGAAGCUCGGUACGCACAACGAUGAUCUUCGACAGAACAGAGUCUUGGCUCGUGAACUUGCAUCAAUUUACAAGCACCGGUACAGUAUUCCUACACAAUUCAAAGGCGCCGAUGUGGGGGCUUCCACAGACUUCGGUAACAUCACGUAUGCUUUGCCAGGUCUUCAUCCGGUUUUCAGUAUCCCCUCCGACUCUGCAAAUCAUACCGAAGGGUUCGCCAAGGCAGCUAGAAGCAUCGAAGCCCACAAGUCUACGAUGCUCAUCACGAAAGGUCUUGCUUUAACUGCCUUCCGCGUGCUUGACGAUGAUGAUUUUUGGCAGAAGGUUCGAGCAGACUACGAACAGAGAGGGCCUCGUCACGAAGGAUGAUACUUCUGAAUCUUCGUGCUUGUGUCGUUCCUGCGCGUGAUACCUCUGCCAUUUCCUUCACUGCACGUCGAGUCUGGUACUUGUGCGGACAUCAAUGUUCUUUCCUUGUAUUAAUCACUUUGC